Cebus imitator (Panamanian white-faced capuchin) is the source of this 2496-nucleotide messenger RNA. It is a transcript of the gene SUSD1, whose product is annotated as sushi domain containing 1. The record is from RefSeq and is a predicted model, not a curated record. The transcript has 14 exons. Gene Ontology annotation, molecular function: calcium ion binding. Bases 42 to 1802 code for a protein of 586 amino acids. NCBI's taxonomy places the organism in Eukaryota, Metazoa, Chordata, Mammalia, Primates, Cebidae.
CGGGAGGAGGCGCGGGCGCGCCGGGAGGGACUGGCAGUGGCAUGGGCCGGAGGGCCCGGGGCGCUGGCCCGACUAGCCGCUUGCUACCGCUGCUGCUGCUGCUCCGCCUGGCCCGCGGCGCCGCCGGAGAGCCGGGCACCGACGGUUUAGAUGUCUGUGCCACUUGCCAUGAACAUGCCACAUGCCAGCAAAGAGAAGGGAAGAGGAUCUGUAUUUGCAACUAUGGAUUUGUGGGUAACGGGAGGACUCAGUGUGUUGAUAAAAACGAGUGCCAGUUUGGAGCCACCGUUGUCUGUGGGAACCACACAUCUUGCCACAACACCCCCGGGGGCUUCUAUUGCAUUUGCCUGGAAGGAUAUCGAGCCACAAACAACAACAAGACAUUCAUUCCCAACGAUGGCACCUUUUGUACAGACAUAGAUGAGUGUGAAGUUUCUGGCCUGUGCAGGCAUGGAGGGCGAUGCGUGAACACUCCUGGGAGCUUUGAAUGUUACUGUAUGGAUGGAUACUUGCUGAGGAAUGGGUCUGAGCCUUUCCACCCGACCAUCGAUGCCACAUCAUGCACAGAGAUCAACUGUGGCAACCCUCCAGAAAUGCGGCAUGCCAUCUUGGUAGAAAAUCACAGCUCCAGGCUGGGUGGUGUGGCUCACUACAUCUGUCAGGAGGGCUUUGAGAGCCCUGGAGGAAAGAUCACUUCUGUUUGCACAGAGAAAGGCACCUGGAGAGAAAGCACUUUAACAUGCACAGAAAUUCUGACAAAAAUUAAUGAUGUAUCAGUGUUUAAUGAUACCUGUGUGAGAUGGCAAAUGAAUUCAGAAAGAAUAAACUCCAAGAUUGUAUAUGUGAUAUCCGUAAAAGGACAACGGUUGGACGCUAUAGAAUCAGUUCAUGAGGAGACAGUCAAGUUGACCACAGACAGCAGGACCCCAGAAGUGUGCCUCGCCUUGUAUCCAGGCACCAACUACACCGUGCACAUCUCCGUAGCACCUCCCCGGCGCUCUGUGCCAGCAGUCAUUGGUUUCCAGACAGCUGUAAAACAGACCAUCAGUAACAUUUCAGGAUUUAAUGAAACUUGCUUGAGAUGGAAUAUCAUCAAGAAAGUUGACAUGGAGGAGAUGUAUUUAUUCCACAUUUGGGGCCAGAGAUGGUAUCAGAAGGAAUUUGUUCGGGAAAUGACCUUUAACAUCAGCACCAGCAGCCAAGAUCCUGAGGUGUGCUUGGAACUGCAUCCGGGGACCAACUACAAUGUCAGUCUCCGGGCUUUGUCUUCGGAAUUUCCUGUGGUCAUCUCCCUGACAACCCAGAUAACAGAGCCUCCCCUUCCAGAAGUAGAAUUUUUUAUGGUGCACGGAGGACCUCUACCACGCCUCAGACUGAGGAAAGCCAAGGAGAAAAAUGGACCAAUCAGUUCAUAUCAGGUGUUAGUGCUUCCCCUGGCCCUCCAAAGCGCAUUUUCUUGUGAUUCUGAAGGCGCUUCCUCCUUCUUCAGUAACACCUCUGAUGCUGAUGGAUACGUGGCUGCAGAACUACUGGCCAAAGAUGUUCCAGAUGAUGCCAUGGAGAUACCUAUAGGAGACAGACUGUACUAUGGGCACUAUUAUAAUGCACCCUUGAAAACAGGGAAGGAUUACUGCAUUAUAUUACGAAUCACAAGUGAAUGGAAUAAGGUGAGAAGACACUCCUGUGCAGUUUGGGCUCAGGUGAAAGAUUCGUCACUCACCCUGCUGCAGAUGGUGGGUGUUGGACUGGGCUCCGUGGCUGUUGUGAUCAUUCUCGCAUUCCUCUCCUUCUCAGCGGUGUGAUUACAGAUGGACACUGCGUGGGGAGGAUGCACUGCUGCUGGGGCAGUUGUUCUGACAGCUUCUCAGGUGCCAGCACAGAGGCACGUGUGAAUUCUAUCCAGGGAGCAUGUGGGCCUGCAACUUUCUCCAUUCCCAGCUUGGUGCCAUUCCUAGAUCAAGAUGGUGGCUAUCCCUGUGGGGUCCCCCAAAAGGAGAAAACUCAGGAAUGCUGAGUAUUCCCUACUAUGGGACUAGUUUUGUGCAAUGAACUUGAAACUCCUGAUGUACAGGGUGAUAUUGACCAAAGGCUACACAUCUGUGGAUCUUGGCUGGGACUUCCUCUGAGUGAUGCCUGAGGGUCAGCUCCUCUAGACGUUGACUGCAAGAGAAUCUCUGCAACUUCCUAUAUAAGCAUCUCUGUUAAUUCAUUCAGAAUCCAUUCUUUACAAUAUGCAGUGAGAUGGGCUUAAGUUUGAGAGAGAAUUUGACUUUAUGAAGGAGGUCAUUGAAAAAGAGAGCAGUCACGUAGGCAAACGUUUCAAGCACUUUAGAAACAGUUGUUUUCCUACAAUUAGUUGAUAUACUAAUAAGAAAAUAUACCAGUCUGGCCAUGCCAAUAAGUUUCCUGCUGUGUCUGUUAGGCAGCAUUGCUUUGAUGCAAUUCCAAUUUCUUAUAUUCAAAAGUAAUGUCUGAAUUCCAGUAAAAAUAUCCUGU